UUCUGCUGCACUGCUGCGACGCGGCCUGCAUCCCAGCAGUGACUGGUGUGUGCGAGCGCGUCUCGUCUCCUCAGGUGCUGCAGCUCUUCCUCUCUGCUCUUUCGUGUCAGUUUUCUCUGUGUCCUGAUCACAUGACCUCCUUCUCCAGGAAGCUCGCCGCUUCUGGAUUCAUCAGACUGACUCUGGAGAGUAAAGCUCAGCUGUGUUCAGGGAACAGGAACUCGUCUCUGAAUCAGAUCUGCUGUGAUUUCCUGCUGAAGCUCAGCAUGAGUCUGAUCUCACAGGAACACACCUGCACCAGUGAGCUGCAAGAUGUGGAGCGUGUCCUGCAGGAGUCUCUGCCGUCUCUGAGCUGCUGCGCGUCUGAUUGGCUGUCUGUGCUUUCUGAUUUCCCACAAUCCCUCAGAAACACUCAGCACUGCCUGAUCUACCUACUGCACCAGUCUGUGCUGCACGGGGACAGGUUUCUGAGCGACUCGGCCGUGUUCUCCGCUCUGCUGCGGUUCGUCUCGUGUGUUCAGGAUCUCCCUGCGUCUGUGCUGAGUUCAGUGCUCUAUCUGCUGUCCGUCACUCAACACGCCGGGCCUCGUCUGGACACGGUGUGUGUGAGCGUCCUCUCUCGUGCUCUGUCCUCCUGUCCGCUGCUCUUCUCUCGCUCUCUUCCUCUCUCCGUCCUGAGCUUCAUCUUCCUGUAUCCCGAGCUCUCGGAGCGCUUCGGAGCGCCGGCUCUGACGGGACGUCUGUCAGAGGAGACUCAGGAGCAGGAGCUGCUGGAGCUGAUCAACACACACCCUGCAGCGCUGCUGGCCACACUGGCCGUGGCGUGUGACGGCGAGUCUGCAGCGUCUCGUUCAGCCGUCGCUGUGCUGCAGUGUUUCCUGCGAUCGUCCGACAGCCUCAGCUUCAGCGGGACGUCUGAUCUCUGUGAUCAGAUCCGAUCGGUGCUGCUCGGCGUCCUGCAGAGACACACACACACAGACGGUCUGUCUGUGCUGCUGGACGUGUCGUCUGUGAUUCACUCGUCCGCUCAGAGAGAGCACACUGACUCCAGACUCCUGUACCACGUCAGUAAUCUAGCAGGAAAGCUGGACUCCAGUGACUCUGACUUGCUGCUGUCUAUUUUCAACUUCCUGUACUGCUUCCUGUCCGUGUGUCCCUCACACGCUACUGAUAGAGCGGUGUCUCUGCUGCUGGGAAACGUCCGGCUGAUGGAGCUGCUGGAGGAGGUUUUAUCUGCCUCCUCAUCCUCAUCUUCAUCACUCUUGUGCUCCUGUCUGCUCCUGCUCUCCUCUCUCACACUCCUGCAGCACAAACACUCUGCUCAGGUUCACAGGAGCGUCAGUGUGGAUCUGCAUCAGAUAAUCAGACGACUGGCCUUCAGCAAGAGACACACGGACACACUGCUCAUCAAGUGCAGUGUGCGCUUCAUGCAGGUGUGUUUGGAUGUGGACACGUCUGCUCUGCUGUGUGUGUGUGACGCAGCACUGCAGCGACCUCUGACCUCUACAGACGGUGCUCUUCAUCCCAUCGGACACAGCGGCGCUAUGAGCCUCAUGACCGCGCUGAGCGCACUCAUGCUAAUGACGCAGGAUCUGAUGGUCAGCGCCGCUCUGAACUGUCUGGGGUCUCUGAUGGGUUUUCUGCGCAGACGGAGUCCUGACACCGCGCAGCACAUGGUGUGUCAGCCGUGGAUGCGGUUCCUGCUCUUCUCUUUACUCUCCUGUGACCAGAGACUGAGACCUGCAGCGCUGCAGCUGCUCACACAGCUGGUGUGUUUCAGCGGCAGCGUCUCACACUGGACGACUGAACUAGAGUCUGUGUGUGAAGAGACUGAGAAACAAGGAGCGACGAACCUCACUGAUGACAGCACACACACACUGAGACGGAUGCUCACACAGUGUUGUGCUCUUUCUCCUCCUGAUGAUCUGAGGAUGAGGAUGGAGGCUAUACAAGAGUCACUCAGACAUCUUCCUCCCUCUGAGAGUUCGAGCAGACACAUGCUUCGGGUUGGAGGGGUCUCUGUCUGUCUGUCAGACUUCACAGUCAGCCCUCAGGACCUAUGAAACACACACACACACACACACACACACACACAGUUACACACUUCUGAUGACUUCUGUUCCUGGGGAUGUUUGCUACUGAAAUAAUUAUAUGUGCCUAUUUAUAUAUAUUAAUAAC
This is a messenger RNA of Carassius auratus (goldfish), 2178 nucleotides long. RefSeq names its product meiosis inhibitor protein 1-like. The transcript has 18 exons. The coding region runs from base 132 to 2063 and encodes 643 amino acids. Gene Ontology annotation, biological process: meiosis I. The record is from RefSeq and is a predicted model, not a curated record. Lineage: Eukaryota; Metazoa; Chordata; Actinopteri; Cypriniformes; Cyprinidae.